AUGGCUCCCACCACUGUCAAGAUCAUCGAAAAUGUCAUCAUACUCAAGGUCAAAAACCUCCUUCAAGGUUGGCCAGCAUAUGUUAUUAACUUCACACCAGAAAAUCCUGGCCCACAUAAAUUAAUCCUGCAUCUCAAGAACCCAAAAAAAUAUGUGAAGGUUGACUCUGACAAUGAAGAUGAAGCCAUGAUUGUGGAGUACUGCACAUUAACCAGCAACAGUGAUGUGAAAAUUAUGGUCACUGCUAUUCAGCUUGAGGAGGCUUUAUGGUCUGGAAGUCCAGAAGAUACUUCUGACUAG
This is a messenger RNA of Pisolithus orientalis, 300 nucleotides long. RefSeq lists its product as uncharacterized. NCBI's taxonomy places the organism in Eukaryota, Fungi, Basidiomycota, Agaricomycetes, Boletales, Pisolithaceae. The transcript has 4 exons. The coding region runs from base 1 to 300 and encodes 99 amino acids. The record is from RefSeq and is a predicted model, not a curated record.